AUGUGUAAUACUCAUCAUGUGUUGCCAGGUGAAAUACCCAAAGAGAUAAGAAAUCUCAUGGAGUUAAGGAUCCUUGAUCUUUAUUUUAAUAGCUUUAGUGGUUCACUUCCAAUGGAAAUCUUCAACAUGUCAAGGCUGAAAGAAGUUUAUCUUGGAGACAACAAUCUUGUUGGGUCUAUACCUCAUUCAAUCUCCAAUUGUUCAAAACAUACCUUAUUAGAUCUUUCAUACAACAAACUCACUAGUUUGAUUCCCAACUCCCUUGGAUAUCUUACUCAUCUACAGGUCUUAAACUUGGUGGCAAAUAAUUUAACCAGUGACUCAUCAUUUAGUUUCUUGACCUCCUUAACCAAUUGCAGAAAAAUAACAACUCUUUUUCUAGAUUUGAACCCUCUAGAUGGUAUGCUUCCAGUCUCUAUAGGAAACUUCUCCACAUCUCUUCUAAAAUUUUAUGCCCAAAGUUGCAAAAUCAAUGGACAAAUUCCAAAUGAAGUUGGGAACUUAAGCAGCUUAUUAUCCCUUGAUAUUUCUGAAAACAACUUGGUUGGAUCGAUUCCCACAUCAAUUGGCAACUUGACAAACCUUCAGGUCUUGAACUUGAGUGAAAACUCUCUUACAGGAGUUAUUGGAGAUAAUGUAUGUAAAUUGCAGAGAUUGGGUAACAUUUACUUUGGUCAAAAUCAACUUUCAGGAUCUCUUCCAAAUUGUUUAGGGAACGUUACUUCGCUUAGAGAGAUACAUUUGCGUUCCAAUAAAUUGAAUUCCAAUAUACCAACAAGCAUAGGGAAUCUUAAAGAUCUUGUCGUUCUUGACUUAUCGUCAAACAACAUGGGUGGCUCUUUGCCUGCAGAAAUUGGAAAUCUAAAGGUUGCAAUACAAAUGGAUCUGUCAAUGAAUCAAUUCUCAAAUGGAAUUCCUAGAGAAAUUGGAGGAUUACAAAAUCUGCAGAAACUUUCUUUGAGACACAACAAGUUGCAAGGAUCUAUACCUGACUCAAUGAGCAACAUGAUAGGUUUGGAAUUUUUAGACGUUUCUCAUAACAAUAUAACGGGAAUCAUUCCGAAAUCCCUGGAGAAACUUCAAAAUCUCAAGUAUUUCAAUGUUUCUAUCAACAAAUUGUAUGGUGAAAUACCCUCAGGAAGUCCUUUCAAGAACCUUUCGAGUCAGUUUUUCAUUUACAAUGAAGCAUUGUGUGGUUCUUUGAGAUUUAAUGUCCCACCAUGCCCCACUUCAUCAAAGCAUAGAUCAAAUGGGAAAAAAUUGCUAGUUCUAUUUCUUAUGAUGGGAAUUGCACUUGCAUUUGUUCCUAUUUCCCUUGUGCUCGUAUGGAUAAAGUAUAGAGGAGGUAAAAGAGCACCUCAAUAAGCUGAUUCAUUGUCUACCGCAA
Molecule: messenger RNA, 1387 nt
Organism: Lycium barbarum (goji berry)
Lineage: Eukaryota; Viridiplantae; Streptophyta; Magnoliopsida; Solanales; Solanaceae
Product: LRR receptor-like serine/threonine-protein kinase RGI5
Exons: 1
Coding region: 1-1365 (454 amino acids)
Molecular function (GO): protein binding
Source: RefSeq, a predicted model, not a curated record